AUGGAGGGAUUUCAGCUGGGCGAGGAGACGGGUGGGAGCCGGCUGCUGACCGGCAAGGACCGCACAAAUGGCGAGAGGCUGGGGGAGGUGACUGAUCCUGGCCGGCGGCCGGCAGCAGCCCAGGCAUCGGCAUGGCGGAGGAAAGCCGAGGACUCCAGCGAGAGCCGCGAGGAGGAGCCCAUGGUAAUCAGAGAGCCGGAGCGUGGUCAGAACGAUGGGCAGGACUUGGACGGCUGGUUUUCCAGAGACCAACGGUCCAACCGAGCCACCACACACCCCAAACUCAACCUGACCAAGCAGGCUUUGCCCUGGAACGAGCAGUACAAAGGGAAGGCAAACUUGCACGUCUUCGAAGACUGGUGUGGAGGGGCCGUGAGGCACCUGAGGAAGAACCUCCAUUUUCCGCUCUUUCCCCAUACCCGCACCACAGUGAAAAAGCUGGCUGUGUCACCCAAGUGGAAGAACUACGGGCUGAGGAUUUUUGGCUACAUCCACCCCUUCAAGGAUGGGGAUUUCCAGUUUUCUGUGGCAUCGGAUGACAAUUCGGAGUUCUGGCUCAGCUCUGAUGAGAGUCCGUCCAACUCCCGGCUGGCUGCAUUCGUGGGCAAGCUGGGCACUGAGUGGACGGCGCCGGGAGAGUUCACCAAAUUCAGCUCGCAAGUCUCCAAGCCUUUACGCCUCAUGUCCUCCAGACGCUACUACUUCGAGCUGCUCCACAAACAAGACGACCGAGGUUCAGACCACGUGGAAGUUGGCUGGCGAGUUUUCCUCCCCAGCUUGAAGUUCGAAGUGAUCGACUCCUCCUACAUCUCUCUGUACACAGAUGAAUCGUCCCUGAAGAUGAACCACGUGGAGCACAUCCCGCAGACCUUGGCCAGCCAUAGCGGGAGCUACCUCUGGGAGGCACAGCAAGAUGAGCACGGGGCUGACAUGCUGAAGUCUGACCCCAGGGACACCUUCUUCCUCACCCCUGCGAUUGAGGCCUCCCGAGUGGAGAAUGUGCUAGUGCCCUGUGCCUACAGCCCGACCUACGUGGUGAAGGACUUCCCCAUCGCCCGCUACCAGGGCCUGCAAUUUGUCUACCUCUCGUUCGUGUACCCCAAUGACUUCACGCGCCUCACUCACAUGGAGACGGAGAACAAGUGCUUCUACAGGGAGUCCCCCCUCUACCUGGAGAAGUUUGGUUUUUAUAAGUACAUGAAAAUGGAUGAAGAGGAGGAGGAUCCACGCCAGCGAGCGUUUCUCUUCCUCAACCCAGACAAUUUCCUGGAGGAGGAGGAGGAGGAAGGAGUGGAUAGCCCUGAGCCCACAGACCCACCUUCUGAAGCCAAGGAGAAGAGUUUUGGGCCGGGUCAGGCCCGGGACGAGGCGAGCAUGCCUGGGCAGCUGGGAAGAUGGAACACGUCCCGCCAGACCAGCGCCAGCCCGGCAGCUGUCCCCAAGGACCUCCGUGGCGAGGAGGAUGUGGGCCCUGUGCCGGAGCAGGUCCAUGGGCGGAUGCUCAGUUGGUUACCCCAGGAUCCCGGCGAAGGCGAGGAGGAUAAACCGGGGCUGCUGGCAUCUUCGAAGCGUGCUGGGGCUCUGAGCCUCCAACCCCACCUCUCUGUUCCCAUCUUUGGUGGGAAAGCCAAAACGCCGGGUCCCAGCAAGACUGCAGCAACCAGGGAGGACAAAAAGCCCCAGAAAGCCCAGGAGAAGGUCUACGUGACCAGGCUGCAGCUGGGGAAGCGCAAAGCCCCAGCCCAGGAGCCGGUCUUCCCUGGCAUCUUCCUUUACCCGAAAGCUCUGAAGAAAGUCCAUCUUCGCUCCAGGACCCCUCAGAAGCAUCCCGUCGCCUCCAGCAAGCUCCGUGCCGUCCCUGGCCGCCGGACCCCCUGGCUCCUGAGCAACAUCUCCAAGGAGACGGACCCUGCCAGCCGGAAGAGCACGCGGGUGGCAGCCAGGAGGUGGGAACGUCCAUCUAAGCUGGGGACCGAGCGGCGGAUGCUGCCCAGCCUCCUUGCCCUGGGGACCGAAGGACUCUUCAGUAGGGAGACCCAUGAGGACACGACCCCUGGCCCAGGCAGGACAGCGGCCACCACCGAUUACAACUCCUCUGAGGUGACCCGCUCGGAGGGGACACGGGUGACAUCCUUUCUGAAGAUGUCAGAAACAACGGCGUCCCAGCAGGAGGAGGGAAAGGGCCAGGAGGAAGAGGAGGAGGAGGAAGAAGAGGUGUCAGACUACAGCUAUGAGACCGGGGAGCUGCAGCAGAGCUGGCUGGAGGACUCCAUCAACUGGCAGAGGACGUUCAGCGUCAGCUCGGUGGACUUCGAGCUCCUGCGCUCCGACUGGAACGACCUGCGCUGCAAUGUGUCAGGCAACCUGCAGCUGAGCGAGAGUGAGGUCGUCGACGGGGUGGCUCAGUACAUGGAGAAGCUCAACGAGAAGAAUGGAGGCAUCUACACCCUCCUCAGGAUUGUUAAUGUGGAGAAGCGUCGGGACACGGCCCGGGGGAACCGCUACCUGCUGGAGCUGGAGCUGGCAGAACGGGGCCAGCGGACGGUGCGGCUCUCCGAGUACGUCUAUGUCCUCUUGCACCAGGGCAAGCAGGACGACAGCGCUGAGGCCAACCCCGAAGGGCCAGCCCUGGGGGCCACCGAGCCCCAGCCGAGCACCUGGAGCAUCCUCUACGGAAGACCCGUCCUGUGCCGGCCCCUGCGGCUCAGCUGGAAGCAGGACGUCAUGGUGCACUUCGUGGUACCUGUGAAGAACCAAGCCCGCUGGGUCCAGCAGUUCAUCUCGGACAUGGCCCGCCUGUACAGGGCUACGAAGGAUGCCAACUUCAACGUCAUCCUGGUGGACUUUGACAGCGAUGACAUGGAUGUCGAGAAAGCCCUACGGGAUGCCCGACUGCCCCGCUACCAGUACCUGCGGCGCACAGGGAACUUCGAGCGCUCGGCCGGGCUGCAGGCUGGCGUGGACACGGUCGAGGAUGGGCACAGCAUCGUGUUCCUCUGCGACCUGCACAUCCAUUUCCCCCCCAAUAUCCUGGACAGCAUCCGGAAGCACUGCGUGGAGGGGAAGCUGGCCUACGCGCCCAUUGUCAUGAGGCUGAGCUGCGGCAGCUCCCCGCGGGAGCCCAACUGCUACUGGGAGGUGAAUGGCUUCGGCCUCUUCGGCAUCUACAAGUCGGACUUCGACCGCGUGGGAGGGAUGAACACGGAGGAGUUCAGAGACCGCUGGGGUGGGGAGGACUGGGAACUCCUGGACAGGGUCCUUCAGAGCGGGCUGGAGGUGGAGCGCUUGCGUCUCAGGAACUUUUACCAUUACUACCACUCCAAGCGCGGCAUGUGGAACACCCGCAGCAAGAAGCUACCCAAGGACUAG
Molecule: messenger RNA, 3369 nt
Organism: Pygoscelis adeliae (Adelie penguin)
Lineage: Eukaryota; Metazoa; Chordata; Aves; Sphenisciformes; Spheniscidae
Gene: B4GALNT4
Product: beta-1,4-N-acetyl-galactosaminyl transferase 4
Exons: 21
Coding region: 1-3369 (1122 amino acids)
Cellular component (GO): Golgi cisterna membrane
Molecular function (GO): acetylgalactosaminyltransferase activity
Source: RefSeq, a predicted model, not a curated record